AUGCAUUACGAUGCGAAAUAUGACGUUGUUGGCGGUCUUAGAGAUCAAUUCCAGUUGGCCAUUCUGGAGAAUGCACGGGGGUCGGUGAUACGGUUCAAUAAAAGUGAUCAUCCAAUCUUGAAGGUAAUCAAUAGACAAGAAUAAAAGAGCUUGAUGCUUGUAUUCCAAUGAAAUUUUUUGUAAAAAGUUUGUUCACAAAAUUUCAUCUACAGCAUGACUGGAAGUACCCCAAGUGCGAUGCUCAGAUUUUCUUUAAAUUUUGUACACACGUCGGGCAUGGACCAAAUAUAUAUUCCUGAAAGUUUUAGCUCGCGCUUUACAGGCGCUGCCGAGAUAUAUAUAUCUUUGCCGCCGAGAGAGUGCACUAAACGUGGAGAGCGGUCAGAGAGAAAAACACUUUUUGGCCAUAACUUUUGCUGGUUUCGCGCGGAAAAAAUUCUUCUUUUACGGUAGAAAUAUGUAUGAAACUUUUCGUCCGAAAUUCGGCAAAAAGUCUCAUAUUUUCGCCGACUUUCGAUUAAAAAAUCUCGGUUGUUUCUGCAAAGCGCGAGCCAGGAUUCUCGAAUAUACUUUAGAAAAAAAUUAUUCUAAAUUUGUGCCAAGUUUUAUCAAAAUGUGAACGUCGCACUUGAGGUACUUCCCCUGUAAGAUGACUUUAUUUCUAGGCCUCGUUCAAAUUCAACCUCGCAUUCUGUCUUCCGUCCCAUGUCCAUUCGGAUUUGCUUACCGCCCUCGCAUGCUAUCUUCAUGAUAACAUCGAUUUUGAUAUAAAUAAUCGGAAGAUAGAGACAGAACGAGAUGAAAACAGCUUUUGCCGAUUCCGCAACGAGUUCGAGUCGUUGGAGGCGCUCAACAGUGUGUUUCCGAAGAGGAAGCUCAGAGUUGUGACAGUCAUUGAUGAUCCGUUGGAUCGAUUUGUGGUGUCUUACGUGGACCGAUGCUUGAGGUGAGGAUUUGGGGUCAGAAAUGGGUCAUAUUGAUUACAGUGGGGGACCUGAUCCAGUGCCAAAAAACGUACCAGUUUGCAUCCAGGAAGCAUCAAACACUGUGGCAAAAUACCUCCCUCUCCAAGUGAAAAAACCCAGAUUUCAAAAGCGCGCCCGCUCUUUUUGUGAUGGAAAGGGCGCGCCCUUCAAAGCGAAGUUUUUUUCGCUUGGAGAGGGAAGCAUUUUGCCACAUUUUUGAUACUUGCCGGAUGCAAAAUGGUACGUUUUUUGCCACUGGAUCAGGUCCACUGUAUGUGUUCAAACUCUCUAUAACGAAGUGCUAGGAGUCAAAACAUUAAUUUUUUAUGUAAGAGCUUCGUUCUAGGCAGGUUCGUUAUGCCCUAAAAUUGAGUCAUCGUCCCAUAAAUUGUUCGCUGUAGGUCAUUUUCGUUGUUCUGGACUUUGUUAUACAGGGUUCCGUUAUAUUUUCAAGAAGUGUAAUCAUUGAUAAAGGUAAUGUUUUAGUGAGUUCCCAGAUAACGCAACUCGUCGCUGCUUUGGAUGCAAAGAAGAUCUUGAGUGCUUCUUGACAAGGCUUCAUAAUAGGACAAUCAUGCACACUCAGGGGCAGCAAUUUCUAAAUUACAACUAUGUGCGGCAGUUCUUCCCACAGAGCUUGUAAGUGUUAUUUGCAAGCAGAGUAAAUACGACUUGUUCAACGUGCGGCUCUAUCAAAUUUUCUUAAGAUUUCACAUAGUGUAUGUUGUGCUCGGAAAAAAUUUUUUUGACCAAAAUUAAGAUCUGAGCGUCACACUAUGAGCAUAUUAUAUAAAUUGCAUCCGAAUGUAUUAUGGCUACAGAUUAUUUUCAUCUUUAUUUUAGAAACUGUAACUUCAACACCUCCUUAACAAACUAUAUCUUUAUCAACUCCUUUCUGGACCCCUCAUCUGACUGGAUAACCAAUUUAACAACUGAACUUGGACUGAUUUUGCAGCUUCAAAAUGUUACCGAUCCCAUUGCAGAAGUUGCCAUGAAAAGUGUAAAACUUUCACUUCAAAAAGAGAUGGAGCGAAAUCAGAACUACACAGAUGUGAAAUCGUCAAUUCUUCGCAGUCCAUGGGUUCUGCAGAGGUUUAUUCAGAUCUAUCAUCGCGACUAUGCAACGUACAAUUUACCGUUUCCACAGUUUCGGUUUGACUAG
This is a messenger RNA of Bursaphelenchus xylophilus (pine wood nematode), 2127 nucleotides long. Lineage: Eukaryota; Metazoa; Nematoda; Chromadorea; Rhabditida; Aphelenchoididae. The record is from the annotation of a GenBank genome assembly.